This is a messenger RNA of Gordionus sp. m RMFG-2023, 780 nucleotides long. RefSeq lists its product as uncharacterized. The record is from RefSeq and is a predicted model, not a curated record. The coding region runs from base 1 to 780 and encodes 259 amino acids. The transcript is spliced from 6 exons. NCBI's taxonomy places the organism in Eukaryota, Metazoa, Nematomorpha, Gordioida, Chordodea, Parachordodidae.
AUGGCAUCGCCCAUGGAUAUCCAAAUCCUUGAAAGUGAUUCGGACAUGGAAGAUUCAAUGGAAGAAAAUGUACUUAAUAACUCUAAUAAUGAUUUCCCAUUCCCUAGAUUUGAAAAAUUUUUUAAAAUAAAUAUUAAAACAAAAUCUGGAUUCAAAUUCCUAACUUAUUUGGGAAUCACAGGCCAUUGGUUAGACCCUAGGACUUUAAAAAGAAGAUCUGUAGCCUUAGCCCUUAAAAGGAUUAUAGGAUGCCAGACAUAUGACGUACUUGCAAAUAAAAUUAUUGACAUCCACAAGUCUUUUAGGAUUCAUAAUAAAGUUUGCAAGAUGGUUACUGAUAAUGGGUCUAACUACCUGAAGGCAUUUAGAAUAUUUGGUGAGGAUAAUGCUGAAGAUGAGAUACAGAAUGAUAGUCAACAUGCAUUGGAAGAGGAGGAAAUAGGUGUUGAUGCCAAUGAUAUUAAUGAGAUCUUAGAAGAAGGAUCUUCAACUAACUCCACAAUGUUACCCAGCCAUCAGAGAUGCUCCUGUCAUAAUUUAAAUUUGAUAGCAACAGUAGAUGCUGAAGGAGCUUUAAAUGAUGAAGAUUUUAAAAGGGUGUCAAGAUCGACAUUUUAUGUCAAACUUUAUGGAAUAAGCAGAACAAAUCUCCUAAAAAAAAACGACGUAUUCAGAUACCUCACGCUAGGAUUUAGAAUAUCUCAGUUUCAAACCAAAAAGAUCGAUAUUGGAGUAAGUAGUAAUAAACUUUAUAUGGACAAUAUAAUGCCACGCUUAUGA